GCUCGCGCCGCUUGAGGAUCUUUGGUGGCAUGGGUGGCUCGGUUUGGCUGAGUAGCACGCCAUCCUCACCUGCUGCCGCUCUCGCGGCUGUGACCCUGCCACCGGUGUCUUCUUCUGCCAUGGUCUGCACCCGGCCUCUGCCUCCCAAGUCUGUCUUCAUGCGGUCCAGCUGCUGCUCCCAUCGCUUAUGGUGUCGCGUCCCUUCUCCUACCGUGCUGCCAUGUUGUGCUCCGGCGACGGUGCUCUUGCUUGCUUGCUGUUCGCGGGUAUGCCUGUGGAGCUCAAUGCUGUAGUCCAUCUUCUCGCUUCUUGGUCGGCGGCGCGGUAGCAGGAUAGUUGGUGGUAAGAGGCUUUGGUGGCGAAGAGGGUGAUGACUAGAGCGGCGGUGGCUGUUGUUGUCGCUGCUGCUGCUGCUUCUGCUGUUCACAAGAACGUGAGGUGGAAGAGAUUGUGGAAGAGAUUUGACGGCUUCGUCGCAAUUCAAAAGAAAGACGUCAGAGACUACAAAAGCACACAGAAGCAGCACGGCGAUGAAAAUGGAAAGCGCGCUGGUGCUGAUGCUGCCGAGGAGAAGACGGCUCUCUUCAGACUGGGGGCAACAUUUCUAAGGCAUCGAAUGAUCAGUAAGGGGAGCGAAGAGCUUCUUCUCCAAGCUAUUGCAGGCUGCAAUAACAUGAUGAAACGCGCGAUGAUCACCCCAGACCACUCCGCCAUCGUGCACAACGCCAACUCGCCGUGGUACGAUCAUGUCUCGCGGGCCUCUGAUUGCCUGACCGCGACAGCAAGCACGGCGGGCCAUUUCAGGACAGCAUCAUAUCACUCGAGCCGCGUGGGCACUUCAACCGACAAAAAGGAAGCGGCAACUGGCAUGGUGGAGGCAUCGACAGAUCCUUUGGCCUUGACCGCAGCGACAGCAGACUGCGCGACGUCCAAUCCUCCCGCAUUCGAGAUGCAUCCUACCAUUCAGUACCCAGCGCAAGCCCGCUCUGAGACGACGACUUCUCAACACGAGACCAACUGGAAAAUUUCACUCGAGACACGCUCAGAACAGGAGAAUGGGGAAGAGGCACUACAGGGUUUCAGUCAGCACGACGUCAACCAACGGCUCAUCUGUGGUGAGAUCAGUUGCCGACCAUGA
Messenger RNA from Sphaerulina musiva SO2202, 1138 nucleotides. RefSeq lists its product as uncharacterized. The record is from RefSeq and is a predicted model, not a curated record. The transcript has 5 exons. Lineage: Eukaryota; Fungi; Ascomycota; Dothideomycetes; Mycosphaerellales; Mycosphaerellaceae. The coding region runs from base 371 to 1138 and encodes 255 amino acids.